AUGAAAAACAAAUGGGUCAUUAUGCGGAAAGAGUUCAAAUAUUAUGACCGUUUAACAAGACUAGAAAUAGGAAUUUCAACUGAUCCCAUGAGAAAUAUAAUCUCAUCAUCAAAGGAACGGUGGGAUGAGAAAAUAAAGACAUAUUACGAGGCUUUAUUUCGGGAUACCAUAGUUGUUGGAGACAAGGCUAAGGUACCUUGCGAAUUUGGCGACGGUAGCACUCCAGAUGAUGUACAAUUUGUGGAUAUUACGGAUGGAAAAAUGGAUACUGACGAAGUCCGCUUAUUCGAAGAUGUUGAUCCUUUUCUCGCAUAA
Messenger RNA from Lactuca saligna, 315 nucleotides. Lineage: Eukaryota; Viridiplantae; Streptophyta; Magnoliopsida; Asterales; Asteraceae. The record is from the annotation of a GenBank genome assembly.